Galleria mellonella (greater wax moth) is the source of this 6516-nucleotide messenger RNA. RefSeq lists its product as uncharacterized. The record is from RefSeq and is a predicted model, not a curated record. Bases 135 to 4472 code for a protein of 1445 amino acids. Lineage: Eukaryota; Metazoa; Arthropoda; Insecta; Lepidoptera; Pyralidae. The transcript has 13 exons.
UCGAAUUUCAUCAUAACGGCCGUUGCUAUAUUACUUUUCUUAGCAAAAAUAAAAACAAUUGUUUAAUGAAUUAAAACUUCUUAAAGCAAUGCUUUUCAAAUUAUCUGACGGUACUAUAUUUUGAUAGAAUAAUAAUGGAAGCUAACGAUUUUAUUACGAAACUCAAAGCGGACGGGACAGAGAAAGAUUUGUGCGAUCUUGACAAAGUUUUUGUUGAUUACAAAGCAAUUUUGGAAAAGCUGAGCGCCAAUGAUCGUGGUCCAUUUUCUCUGAAUGUUCUGUGUAUUUUAUGCAGGAACUUGGAUAAAGUUCCAUCAUGGAGAGACAAGAUAGACGACAAGUUGUUACUCACAUUAAGUAUUGACUGCGUCAGGGAGACGCGUGUUUUGGACCGCCCGGGACAUGUGAAGACGUUAGCUUGCAUAUACCAUAUACACAGACAUGUUAUUAGGAAGAAAUCGCAGGUACCACCACAGUUGGUGUUGAAAAUUUCAAUGAUGCCGUUCGAAUGUGACUCGGAGACAUUGCUGAAUGAAUACUUCAAGACUUAUUGGAGCAUUGUAGCUGAUAGACUAACAUAUAUAGAAUAUCUCAAGUCAAAGAAAGCACCCAUUGUAAAGUUACUCCCAAAAUUGACUGAAGAUAUAAUGAAAGUUAUCCAAAUAUAUGAUACAGCACAGUAUUGCAUCAAUAUAUUGGUAUUUUUAGUGAAGAAACUACAUUCGUUAUACAGUGACGACUGUCCGAAGGACCUGAACGGAGUAUACGGACAGAUAUUUGAUAGAUUCGCAAAGAAGAAUGAUUUGAAAUCGUUCAAGAAGCUAACGGAUAGAGAAGUGAUGGAUUUGUAUAUAAAACUGAACGAAUGUCUGUACACAAUUGUGGAUAACUUGUCCAGAAUGAAUUUUGAAGAGUCCGUACUGGGUAAUGUUGUGCGUACAUGUAUUAUGUUCCUGGGACAUCGUCCCGACAUAUUCCACUGUUUGCAAACGUUCUAUUUGAAUUCCUUUUGUAAUAUAUUCCAUUAUACAAAGAAUCCAACAUACAUAGAGACAAUAUUUAAUAGUUUAUUACUUUCAUGUGAGAGCACAGAGAAAUUGGGUUAUGGGAAAGCUAUGUACGCUACGUAUCCAUUCUUAAACCAACUGCUAAGAUUGCACAUUGAAUAUUUAGUAAAUAAUAAAAAGAAAUGGACAGACCAUUUCACGGAACAAUCACAAAUAUAUUGUUUAAAUUUCACACUGUUAUUAAUGGAGAAGUCUAGAAAGACCAUUCAAUCGGUGAAAUGCGAGAAUUGUAAAGUCCAAUCCGGAGUGCACGAUGCUUUACGCCUCUCGUUUCUGACCAAACACUUUGUCACCAUGUCUGUGGAUCAGGGAAUAAAUAUAAACAACAUCUUACCAACAUAUUACCAGGUAAUAGUGGAACAACAUAAUAUGUUGAGCGAAUUAUGCUCCUUAAAUUGUUCUAACCAUCAUAAAUGUUUUCGUAAACUGCAAACCGACGUGCACAACACAGCAAUCGUGUUAAACAAAGCGCAGUACUAUGAAUAUUCAAUAAAAUUAUUUAAUACAUACCUUAAGCACGAAAUUAGCUGUUUUAAAAAUGAAAUUGAGCUUAAAAAUAUAAGUAGGGCAUUGUAUAAUAAAAGUAUAUGCGAAUUGGAUUGUAAAAUGUAUGAAGAAGCACUAAAAGAUACAUUUUUGAGCUUGGUUUUUGCACAACCCGAUGGGGUGAGCUCAGAUAAGUAUCUGAGCUUAGCGAUGGAUAUAAAGGCUAAAGCGUUGAAGAAUGCUGACGAGGAUGAUGACGACCAGGAUACGCUGCAGCUGAUGUCUGUGUUGGAGGCUUGUAAAAUGUGUGUUGACAACAGUGUGUAUGGGAAUUUGAAGCCAUUUUUGGCGCCAUUACAGUUUAGUACACUGUUGAGACAUGAAUUCUCAAUGUACGCGAAGCUCUGGCCGUCUGUGGUACCAAUAGCUGGUGUUUGGAGGUCACUGAAUGACUUGGCAAAGGGGCAGCAUCCGGCUUGGCUGACAAGCGAGGACACGGAAGUAUUACAAUGGACGCUGUACGAAGUAAUGAUGGAAACACCAACAGUUGUUAGGUUAAUACAUUCUCAGUACUACAGGGACAUUGUCACAGAUGUUCUGGACAGGAUGGAUCGGACUCCGGGAUCGUCGACUAAAUUAAAGAUGGCCCACGCUACCAUACUGUAUUUGAAAGCGGAGUAUGAUCUGGCCGAGGCGAGCCAGAAGUACGGAUGGAAGGACGCCGAGCCUAGCAUGGAUCCUGAUCAACUCCAGUCGGUUCGGACCCUGUCUCAAGAACACGAAGCCCUGCAGAGAGCCAUACAAUCCGUCGAGAUGUGGAUGGGUGUUCAUACAUUCUCAGAUAUAAGUAGCUGGGAGACGGCGCGACCGGUGCUGGCGGUGGCGCAAGUGUGCACGAUGCAGCUGCUGCAGUCGCGGCAGCCGGCGCCCGCGCUGCAGCUGGCGCUACUGUGCUGCGCCCUGGCGGACACACUGGCCGACAGGUCAGCGUACCUUCGGAAUGCGGGCAUCAUCCUUUACCACGCUGCCAAGCCGAACAGCUACAUAGCACAGCUCCUAGCCACUGCUACCAAAUACUGUGCCGACCUCGUCAAGGUGAAGGAGACCUUGGAUACAUCGCUUAUAUUCAUCUGUGACGCAGCGAUAUAUUACACGAGAUGCGGCAGGCUGGGCACGGCGGCCAAGUUGGUGCAAUAUGCGCAGGCGCAGGUUUUGAGUGCGUACGAGCGGUACGGAGACAUCAAUCUGGACCUGUCAGUUGGACGGUUACUGGAGGCGCAGUGCAAGAUGGGCAUCUCCGCCCCGCUCAGCACCACCACCGCCGUCCAGCGGCACUACCUGGCCUUCAACAGCGCUGGUGGCACGUGGUCGGCGCGGCGACUGAACGGUUUGAUCUGCCGCUACCAGUGCGGCGUGGCUAGCGUCGGCGCGGUCGGCGCGGCGGCGGCGCGAGGCCGGCCCGGCGCCGCCGCCGCCGCCGUUCUGCCGUCCGCCGGCGCUGCCCUCCGCGGCUUACUGCAUGCGGCACGCGCCGACACACAUCGUGCGCUUGAUACGCAGGUAAUAAUCGACAACCGCCUAAAAAUUAUACUAGGCCUCCAACCCUCGAGCGUCCAACCGCCCCAAAUACAACCCCAAAAACAACUGCACUUCACCCCGAAGCAAAACAUCGAAACCAUGUUGGAGAAUAUGACAUUUAAAAAGACACAAACUAGUCCAACCCUCCCGUGCAUAUCUGUGCCGAGCUUCAACACGCCGGACUUCUUAAAACAUGUCGCGUGCCGUUGCUUUGCCUGCCAACACCCUUACAGCUACAUUAUAGCAUCCUGCACCGCCGCUCUCGAAGCAUCCAUGUACUUCAGAGCGAACGAAACGGACAUAGCCAGGAAUUACUUCGACGGGGCGUUAAACUGUUUCAAAUUGGCCGAAACGAAAUUGAAUGAACUCUUACAAAGUUAUAGAUGUAAAUACGAGAAAUUUAUAGUGGACAUAGUGGAGAGUAAUUUGAUGGAGGAAUUUAACAGAUUCCAAGUGCGGAAUCUGAUAGAGGCGGCGUAUUUUGAGUUGUCGUUGAAAAAUUACGAGAAAGCCGAUGAGUAUGUGGUAAGAAUACAUGAGGUGAUGCAGGAGGUGGACAAGUUUGAUGGUUUCCUGCGCAAUGACGUCAUGAACUUGAUGAUAGCGUCCGCACAGCUGCGGAAGGUAACGAAAAAACCGGUUGAAACCGGUCUAGAAGCGGAAUUGGAAAGUUUGAAAUUGUCUCCGUCUAACGAGGUUGAACCUCCAAAAACGCCCGAGACCAAACCGAAGAAACCUCCGAAAAUGACCAGAAUUGUGGUCAAAGACGAGGAGAUACUUAAGAAGCGGAAAGUCAUUAAGCUAAACCUGGACGAGACUGAUGAAAAGGAGCAAGUUACGACCAAAAACAGUAAUAAGAAGGAACAGUUCAAAAUACCAGUACCCGUGAUCAGGACCAGGCACGUACUCGAGUCUAUAACGCCGAGAAAUACACGCUCCAAGCCAACUGUAGUAGUCACACAGCCAAGCGAAGAGACGAACACUCCCGCACCGGACAAGUCUAACACUGAAUUCUUCACUCCGGAUUCGACGCCUGACCAAUUCUUCACACCCAUGACGUCCGUAAAAACUUACUCCAAACAAACCUUAAGACACAACAUAGUGAAGAAGCUAGAAACCGAAUUCUCAACCCCGAAAACUGAUAAAACUGACAAGCCAAAAUCGACGAUAUCGCCCGAGAAAGAGAAGCUAGAUUUGCCCAAAACAGUUAGAGCUAGUAGAUCGAAAGUGGACAGUAAGAAGUCCUUAAAACGGGCCACCAGUCCGGGAAAAUUGGAGAAGAGUUCAAAUACCAGGAGCUUAAGGAAGCCAGUUAGUUACCGAAUACCUGAGGCUAAUUAAUAUAUAUCCUGUGAUUAUAUAGAUAGAGUGUGACAAUACAAAUGCUUUGUCUAAAACAGCUCAACUUUUUUAUUCAUGUGUGCGUGAAUAGGGUUGCCAUGUACAUUUAUUACUUACUAUGUGGGAGAAAUUAAGUACGAAUAAGUUUACUAUUGUGAUCUUCUGGAGGAAACAAUAACGAUCUAUAAAAAUAUUGACAGAUUGAAGAAGAUUGAGAGAAUGUUAAUACAUUCGAUGCUCUAUCUGUAUUAUCUAAUCUCUUUCUUCAUAAAAACUAAAACCUUUUUUAACUAAUUGACUGUUUUGUCACGUUCUUUCAAAUUGGGAAUUUUGUGUAAAAGAAAGAGACAUUAUCUUCUUACCCUUAUCCCGAUUAUUAUUUGGGGUCGGCGUAAUACGUUUUCCUCUUUCAUUCUUCUCUAUUCCCAGUCAUUUCCGCAUUCACUCCCAUUCUGGCCAUAUCGUCUUUCACACAAUCCGUCCAUGUCUUUACAUAACAACAAUAACAAUAAACAUCUAAAAGAAAGAGACAAAACAGAUCAAUAGCUAAAAUAGGGUUUGUGAGGGUAAGUGCAUAUCAAACGUUUGGACUGUUUGAAACGAGACAAAGUGGUUUACGUUGUAAAGUACAUAAGUGUGAUGUCAAAAUCAUUUGCAUCAUUUUAGAGGGUGUUUUAACUGUGAAAAUAAAUAAAUUUAUUUAAGAAACGUAGGUCGAAAUAUGACAAAGAAGCUUCGAAGUUCGAGCCCCCCAAAAAGAUAUGAGGCGAGGGAUGUGUAAACGACACCUAUUGGGACAUUAAUAAUUUUGAUUCCCGCCUGUAUAGAAUUUUGUAUAUUUUUUAUCAUUUUAAAUACAUUUUGCAACCGAACAAUUUUUGUUUAUUUUGUUUAUUCUUUACUGACCACAUAACAAAAAUGUCUGGAACAAAAGGCGGACUUAAUGCUAUACAGUAUUCUCUCGUAGUCGACCUUUGGCGAAACAGAAAUGUAAUUAUGCGGUGGAAAAUUAAAAAUUGUUGAUGAAAAACAAGUGCGGACGUCUCCAUAUUGACUUAUAAAUUAUAUGACACGUACAAUAAAGAAUUACAGUACAUUAUGAUCACAUAAAUAUACUUGCAUAAAUACGUGAUAUUUUUUUUUUAUUGGAUGAAAAUGUGGUAACCCUGUCUGCGCUAACGGGAUACGCUGGCGGGGCACCAGUGAAGGGUGAUAGAUGAGAAUGAAAACAGGCCAGUUAGCCCGUCAUGAUGAAUUCAUCAGGAAUUAAUCAUGAUAGUUUCCAGGGGGGACCGCGAGGAGGUCGACCUGGUUGGGUAUAUUGCUAGCAAUGGGAUUCACAGUCUCCAUUACUAAGAAUCCCUUUUCUCCCCACACGUGUGAUAUUUUUAAAUUACUAAUUACCAAAUCCAAGUUUCUGUUCGAGCUUCAUCGAACGGCAACACUAAGAGCCGUCGGACGGUCUCGGCUUAGGUCGGCUCUGCUCGACACUUCGUGUCACGCCAUCGACGGCACCUUACGCGUAUUUUUAUUUUAUAUUGUCUUAGUCGAAUUAGAAUAACUGCAAAGAGAAUUAUAACAGCUUUGUAGUCCAAUGUUUUACCAUUAAAUCGUCAUCCUUUAUUAGUAAAGUCCUAAACACAUCGGUCCUUCGAGCCGGAUAUACCUUUUUUACCAAAGCCAAGUUUUUUUACAAAAUCCUACUACCUCUCACUUUAGUACUAUUUUCCUGUGUUCUCUCUUCAUUUCCCUUCGUCAUUUUUUUUCUGUUGUAUGUGUGCUGUUAAGUAUGUGUAUGUUAUGUAUAUAUUUAAUUGUGUAUACAUUAUAUAUGUAUGUGUAUGUAUGUAUGUAUAUAUGUUUGUAUAUGAUAAUAUUUAUAUAAUAGUGCGCCACCUACCCUUUAUCUUCUCAAUGUCCUCUAGCCAAAGGUUGUCCGGAAGAGAUUGCUUAGCGAUAAGGCCGCCUUUUGUAUCACUUCUCACUAAUAUUUACUGUAUUUGUUAUUUCUUUUUUUACUUGGUGCAAUAAAGUGUAAAUAAAU